Messenger RNA from Cyprinodon variegatus (sheepshead minnow), 1103 nucleotides. RefSeq names its product transmembrane protein 60-like. The coding region runs from base 324 to 728 and encodes 134 amino acids. The transcript is spliced from 2 exons. The record is from RefSeq and is a predicted model, not a curated record. NCBI's taxonomy places the organism in Eukaryota, Metazoa, Chordata, Actinopteri, Cyprinodontiformes, Cyprinodontidae.
GUGCAUUUUGGUAGGAAUUAGCUUGAGGCUAAAGCAUUCUACGUGGUUAUUUUCGUGUUAAAAAAGUCGAAUUUAAAUGUGUCGAAAUGUUUCCUCGAUAACUAUUUCAUCUUUAAACCCGCAUUUAUAAGGAAACAAACCGACACUCCCGGUAAACUCGGUAAAACAUCUUCCUAAACUAUUGUUUUGGUGGAAUAGCCUAGUGUUGAGAAGACAGAGAGCGGUUGUCUUGCUGCCGAAUCACUACGUCUCCUUUGCUGCUCACUUCAGCGGCAUUUCAGCCUCAUUCUGCGGAUCAAACUGGCUCCUCGCCGCCGUCCUAGAUGAAGAUGUCCCUGGCUCAACGAGUCUUUCUCUCUUGGAUCUUCGCCCUGAUCUUCCUCAUUAUGCUUGUCCUCAAGCUGGACUCCAAACUCAACUGGAGCUGGUAUUUGAUCUUCCUCCCUGUCUGGACCUUUGACACCAUCCUGAUCCUCAUACAGAUCAUGGAGAUGGCAGGUCGCUGCAAACCGGACUUCGACCCUAGGAAUGAGGAGAAGAGCGUAAAGAGGAGACUGUGGUACCUGGCGGCUCUGCUCCUCAAGAAGGCUUUCUGUCUGACUCUGUGCUCCAGGCUUGAGAAGAUGACUGAGACCUGGGUCAGUGUGAUCUGUGUCCCGCUUUGGCUGCUGCUGGGUGGAGCAGUGUUGGACCUGGGAUACAGUGUUUUCCACAACAGGAGGGACUGAACCUGAGGAGGAGAACACUUUUAAGAUGAACGCUUUCUUUUAAAUAUAUAUUUAUAUAUAUAUGUUCACCUCUAACUAAAUUUAUUUACUUCUAAACUGCUGCUCUUCUACUGUAACAGAUUUUAUUAUUACUUUUUUAGUUAGUAGCAUCCUCUCCACAUAGUAGUUAAUUUGGUCAUUUCUUGAUAGAACUUCACUUUUCUUUAGACUCAACAAUUUGAAAAGGAUCCCCCCCCCCCCCGUUUUUGCAUUGUUAACCCUAAAUUGGCUGAUUUUUUAUUUUUAUUUUGCAGGCUGCUAUUUUAGCCUUUAAGGUUAUAAAUUAGUUAAUAGCUUCUGAACUGUAGCUGGCAGUGACAGCUUUGCAAAUGUAUC